Messenger RNA from Cylicocyclus nassatus, 360 nucleotides. The record is from the annotation of a GenBank genome assembly. Lineage: Eukaryota; Metazoa; Nematoda; Chromadorea; Rhabditida; Strongylidae.
AUGUCCAUUCGCCACCCUCGUGCUGUACCCUGGAUGCGAUAUCAAAGCUUUAGACGAGGCUUUGUUUUACUCCUGCUUGGAAGAAGCGCAAUACAGAGUGCUAUCAUCUAUAUGACGCAGUUAUGGUCGUAUCUAAGCUACGCGUCAUCACCACGAAUUCCCCUUCCUUAUCGAAGCCCUGAUGAAGGCGGACGGACCGCCGAAACAUUGGCUUAUCGCGUAAUAAAGUCUUGCUACCAACCUUGGUCGCCAGCUAAAAAACUGUAUCACAACCGAGAUAUUGACAGUUUCCCUUUGCACACAUCAGCUUCAAAACAUUGUCAACAUUUUUACAAUUUUAAAAUUUCAAAACGAGUAUAA